AGAGGGCGGCUCUACGUCAGGAGAUCGGAGUCCGCGUAGGAGGGAUUUGAGGUCCUGCGAAGAGACUGACUGGGCGGACACACUGGCGGAGCGGUCGACACACAGAGGCUGGGUCGGCCUUGGCAGCGUUAGCGGAGCAGCAGCAGGAUUUUCCUGGGGAGGAUCUUCACUCAAGAGUUUAUUGACAGCCAAGGAUGGCAAGCAAGGGGCCGUCGGCCUCUGCAUCCCCUGAGAACUCCAGUGCAGGAGGACCCAGCGGCAGCAGCAAUGGUACUGGCGAAAGCGGAGGGCAGGACAGUACCUUCGAGUGCAACAUUUGCCUGGAUACAGCCAAGGAUGCUGUCAUCAGCCUGUGUGGCCACCUCUUCUGUUGGCCGUGUUUACAUCAGUGGUUGGAGACCAGACCUAACAGACAGGUGUGUCCAGUUUGCAAAGCUGGGAUCAGCCGAGACAAGGUCAUCCCGCUCUAUGGCAGGGGCAGCACUGGGCAGCAGGACCCCAGAGAGAAGACCCCUCCCCGUCCUCAAGGUCAGAGGCCAGAGCCGGAAAACAGAGGGGGAUUUCAAGGAUUUGGAUUUGGAGAUGGUGGCUUCCAGAUGUCUUUUGGAAUUGGGGCAUUUCCCUUUGGAAUAUUUGCCACAGCAUUUAACAUAAAUGACGGGCGACCUCCUCCAGCUGUACCCGGAACGCCCCAGUAUGUAGAUGAGCAGUUCCUGUCACGCCUCUUCCUGUUUGUGGCCCUGGUGAUCAUGUUCUGGCUCCUAAUUGCCUAAUACUGGGCUCCUGGACUACAUCCAUGGCAGGGCCUCUGGACUGGUAACACACCACCCCCACUCUUGAUGUUUGGCUUCCUUGAUAAUCCUGACCCCUGGAAUCAGUGGGGUCAGUAACACAUCAAGGAAUCUUGCUUCUCCAUCAGAGCUUUAGGACUCAGGACCAGUUGUCAAGAACCCUGGAGUAUGGCCACUGCCAUAAACAUUCUGCUUUAACCUCAGGCCUUGGCAUUGAGUCAUCUCUCAUGGGUUAUAACAUGAAAUUUUAUUCUGGCCAGCUCAGCAGCUCCUGACUCUGCACAGGGGAGAUGCAGAAAAGAGAAACUGUCAGUACAAUUUCACCUAAGUUUAAUCUUAUAAGAACAAAGAAAUGAAGCAAAUGUUACUUAUGGAAACUUUCAUUUAUUUCAAUACCCCUUGAUUUGUGGCCUCUGAAGUCAGUGGGGCUCCUCAUACAGAGAGGUUCCCCUUCCAGAUCCCAAUGCUGCUUUGUCCUAUUUCUUCUUCCUCCUCCUCUUCCUCCUCCUCCUCAGCAGAGAUGCAAGAAAUUACUGUCUUAUAAAGAUCAUAAUUGCAGCCCCUAAAGCUGGAGUCACAUCAUGAAUUCACUGGAGACCCAAAGACAUUUUAUUGGCUCUGGGCUUUACUCUGUAUCUUUGGCCCCAGAGAGUGGCUCGAAUGACCUUGUUUUUUGGCAUAGAUUAUCCUGGGAGACCUAUGGCUUCACUCACAGAUAUCUCAUCACCUUUCCUCAAAAAACUACACACGAGCUGCCUCUCUGCCAGAGGGUACACAGCCUAGACUACUGCUGAAGCUAGGACUGACUGCUGUGCAUUAGGAAAGAUCUGCAGUUGGGACUCCAUUGGGAUUCAGAGUUCUGAUGCAGGAACAACUGCACAAGCAGCCCUGUCCCCAAGGCUACAGAAGCUCCACGUGCAUCUUCUCCCAGACCUGCCCAAAGGAAACGGGCUUUGUUAAAGUCGGCCCAGCUGCAUGUUGAAGACCACUUUCAGAAGCCAGAUUGUCCUCAAUGAAGAAAGAGGCAGGAAAGGGGGAAGACCCUACAUUUUGGUAUGGCUCCUUGAAUAUGUGCUAAAACCAAGGAAGCAUGUAACUCCAGAGUGGGCAACUCUGGUGAUGUGUUCAAGUCAGGCAGUGGGCCUGGACCUCCACAUGGUGAUAUGAUGUGGUCUUUCUGUGAAAAUCUUGCUUCCCAAGCCCUUGAUUUGUUUUUCAACUUCACAGACUCUUUCCAAAUCUGAUUGAGGGAGUGUGGGGCCAGGCAAGAGGACAGUUCACUUGGUGGAAUGGUUCUUGCUCUGCCUGUCUGGCUACUUCCUAGAAAUCCAGUCUAUUCCAGGAGGCCCCAAGGUGAGGAGAUGGUCUUCUUCUAGGGCUUCUGUCAUAUCACUAGUCCACAAUACUCCUGGCUUACCUCCAGCAAUAGCCAACAAAUGGUAGAAAGCCCUACCAAGUCUUUUUUUUUUUU
This is a messenger RNA of Molossus molossus (Pallas's mastiff bat), 2262 nucleotides long. It is a transcript of the gene RNF185, whose product is annotated as ring finger protein 185. Gene Ontology annotation, cellular component: endoplasmic reticulum. Gene Ontology annotation, molecular function: ubiquitin-like protein conjugating enzyme binding; ubiquitin protein ligase activity; metal ion binding. The record is from RefSeq and is a predicted model, not a curated record. Lineage: Eukaryota; Metazoa; Chordata; Mammalia; Chiroptera; Molossidae. The coding region runs from base 195 to 773 and encodes 192 amino acids. Gene Ontology annotation, biological process: ubiquitin-dependent protein catabolic process. The transcript is spliced from 7 exons.